AUGGCUGAAAAAAUUAAACCGUCUCUUUAUACAUUACCGACAGAACUUAUCUAUCGAAUUCUUAACUAUCUUGAUGAUUUCAAUCUUUUUUGCACAAUGCGAAAUGUCUGUACACGUAUUAAUACAAUCAUGGACAGCUAUCGUCGAUACAAGACAGUCAUUACCCUUGAUAUUGGAGUCAAUCAAAUUGAUGAUCAAGCGACAUACUAUCUUGCCGAUGCUUUAAGGCAAAAUCAAACACUUAUCAAACUGAACCUCCAACUCAAUCAAAUCGGUCCACAAGGAGCAGAAUAUCUUGCUAAUAGUUUGCGACAAAAUCAAACAUUGACCAGACUAAAUCUUCAUUACAAUCAAAUUGGUGAUGAAGGAGCAAAACAUCUUGCCGAUGCUCUCCAACAAAAUAAAGUAGUAUUUCCUUUCUUCUCAGUUCGAUAUUCACUUAUUAUAUGA
Molecule: messenger RNA, 450 nt
Organism: Rotaria sp. Silwood1
Lineage: Eukaryota; Metazoa; Rotifera; Eurotatoria; Philodinida; Philodinidae
Source: the annotation of a GenBank genome assembly